AUGGAGUCGGUUGCUGAGGUCCUCCAUCUGCCAACCGAGGGGAGCGACUUCUCAGUGUAUAUAAAUGAGGUUGCAUUCCAAGCGGUUUGCCGGGAUGUUUCGGAUACUGAGAUGCCAAUAGCAAUAUCCGGUAAGAAAACCUCACUCAAGCCGGAACUCAGACCGCUAUGUGAAAUUUUAACUAAGUCGGUUCAGGCACGGGGAGGCAACUAUGAUAGCCUCACCCGAAUGAAGAUUGAUAUGAUUGCCGGUUUAGUCAACGACACUAAAAUUAACUGGGCGAAGACCGGAGGAGAAGAAGGAAAAACAAAGGUCUCCGGCAAUACAAGCGGCCGAAGAAAGACAACAGCUAAAAAGAAGAAGGCUCCGGCUAAAGAAAAAUCCGGAAGCAAGGCGGAUAAGCAACCAACCGGAUCGACUAAUCCACAGUCCGACAUUAUUAACACAGAAAAUUCAUCAUCCAGCUCUGGCCGAACCGCUUCACACCACACCGGAGAGGAUCGGACUGGCAAAGGGAAAGAACCAAUGGUCGAAGAACAAUCGGCCAGAACUGAUAAUGUUGAUGCCGGUUCGGGUAGACAACAGGAAGAAAAUGAAACCGCAGAUGAACACAUUCAGCAAAUGGGCGAGGAUCUCGUCAACCAAAUCAUGAAAGAAAUUGACGAGCAGGCUCACGCUGCAAGUGACGUCUACUUUAAAUGGGCCCUGAACCGGCAGGAAAUUUUCUACAAAAACAUGCUACCAGAACAUCCUACUAACCGGAAAUUCGAAAAGCUGGUUGAGAUGGAAGCGAAAGUCAUCAACCUCACAAAGGCUCAGAGCACCUUGACCGCUCUUCGACGAAGUAGGAUGGUCGAACCGCAUGCACGGUUACUGGGGCUCACCGAACACAUCCAACUUCUUCAAAGAAAGCAUAUCCUAGGGACAUCGGACUCUCAAUUUGAGCUCUUGGUGUUGGACAUGCUAGCGGUCAAAGAACAGGAACUGACCGAGGAGCUGGCACGGUUGGAAGCUGAACCCGAACACCAAGAGGCGUCAGUCUUCUCCAGAUUUCAACCUGAGGAUGAAGGCGGUCCGAAUCCGGCCGAAGACGAGCAUAUCUCUCCUCCACCGGAACAGGAAAUCAACAACACCGAACUCGGAACGGGUACACCGCCCACUAAUCAACACAUAUCUCUUCAAACCGACAAUGAAUCGGUACCGACGAUAACAGAACAUAGAGUAAAGGAUCUAAUCGAGGAAUUUGUCAAUGCCGCCAUUCUGUCGUGGCAAAAGAAGAUAAAAGAAACCGCGACUAAAUCCAUCGAAAUGAUUGAGUCUACAAAUAAAGAGCUAGAAACCGCGGUCGGACGGAUCACGUCCGUUGAGGACAAAUACGACAAGACCGACCUUUUGUACAGUGACACAACUGACAGAACUAAGGUAUUGGUGGCCGCAACUAAGAAGCUGGAGACCGACCUCGCUCUUACCAGCCAAAAGGUCGGUAUGGCAGAACUAAAUCAAUUAACAACCGAUCAAAGGCUGAAAAAAAUUGAUGGGGAUCUGGCUCAAUCCGGUGUCCAGGCCGGUUCUACACUUGAGAGAGUGACAAUGCUUGAAGAGAAGCAUGCCAAGACCGAGGCCGAUCUAAAGGCGGUCACCGAACAGCUGGCGGAGAUGAUAGCGGCAAAGCUGGCAGCCGACAAAGCACUUGAGGAGGCAAAUGAGCUCGCGGCCCAGAAGAUUCAAGAUGCCCUUGACGAGCAAACCCGACUUCAAAAGGAAACGGAGGAGGCAGAUGCGAACCUGGCCGGACAUAUGCAAACAUUAAAAAACAUUGCACCGGCCAUAGCGGUUCAGCAAAAUGAAGAUGCGGCUCGACUAAUCGGCCAACAAUUAACAUACAAUGAGUUCGCCGAGGCUCACAAGAAGUCCAAAGCGGUUGCUUCCCCAUCUGGUCCGGUUACAAGAAAAAGAAAGGCUUCUACCAAGAGGGCGGCAAUUUCAAAGUUAUUGGACAAUGUUACUGAAGCGGUUUCGCAAGAAGAUGACGAUCUCGAGGAAGAAAUCGUACCGCUAAACAAAAGACCGCGAGGUCUUGACGUAAUUCCAAUUAGAUCGUUUGCUCCACCGGCUCCCCUUUCACCGGUACUUCAGGCGGUCAAGGAUCCUUCUCCAGGCCUGUUCCAACGGUCAAGGGAAAGAACUCAAACUGUUGAGGAAUAUCUUUAUGUUGUCUUUGAUGAGCCUGGUGAGAGUAACUCCAUCGAUCCCAUUGACCUUGCUGACAGACUAGAAGCGACGAGUCUUGAUUCUGUUAGUGAGAAAGAAGCUCUUGACAAACAGUUGUCGUUGUCUGAUCUUGUGGCUGAUCCGGUUGAAAUUAAAAUAGACGUACAAACUCCUAUUCAACAACCUGUUGAGAGUUCUGACGUCGCGGUGUCAUCUGUUCAGACAACCAAUCCCUUUGGAUCCAACUUCAGAUGGAACAAGAAUCAUCCACCAGAAUUAAUCAUCGGAAAUCUUUUUUCUCCUCGAAGGACAAGAUGA
Messenger RNA from Impatiens glandulifera, 2529 nucleotides. RefSeq lists its product as uncharacterized. The record is from RefSeq and is a predicted model, not a curated record. Bases 1 to 2529 code for a protein of 842 amino acids. The transcript is spliced from 3 exons. Lineage: Eukaryota; Viridiplantae; Streptophyta; Magnoliopsida; Ericales; Balsaminaceae.